Molecule: messenger RNA, 1194 nt
Organism: Mesocricetus auratus (golden hamster)
Lineage: Eukaryota; Metazoa; Chordata; Mammalia; Rodentia; Cricetidae
Gene: Sarnp
Product: SAP domain containing ribonucleoprotein
Exons: 13
Coding region: 327-968 (213 amino acids)
Biological process (GO): poly(A)+ mRNA export from nucleus
Cellular component (GO): nucleus
Source: RefSeq, a predicted model, not a curated record
CGUGAGAGCGACGCCGCCAGUGACUAAUGGGAAAGGCCGUUGGUGCGAGGUGGGAGUAAGGGUGAUAGCGAUUGGUUGGACGAGCCUGGCACCUAAGGCGGGGGCAGCGCCGGGGGUCUGGUAGAGUGAGGCGCAGCAAGAUGGCGACCGAGACGGUGGAGCUCCACAAGCUGAAGAGCACUUCUUAAACUUUUGGAGGUCACAGAUAUCUUUGAAACUCUGAUGAAAGCUUGCUGAACUAAAGCAAGAAUGUCUUGCUCGUGGUUUAGAGACCAAGGGAAUAAAACAGGAUCUUAUCAAUAGGCUCCAGGCGUAUCUUGAAGAACAUGGUCAUUGGUGAUGUAAGGUCUAAAUUAACAACAUCAAGAAAACUUUUAGAGAUGGCCAUGGUGGCUCAUGCCUCUAAUCCUUGCACUUGGGAGGCAGAGGCAGGAGGAUCGCCUCAAGUUCAAGGCCAAUCUGAUUUACAAACUGAAGAGGAAGCAAAUGAAGAAGAUGUACUGGGAGAUGAAACCGAGGAAGAAGAACCAAAGCCCAUAGAACUUCCUGUUAAAGAGGAAGAACCUCCUGAAAAAGCUGUUGAUGUGGCAUCAGAAAAGAAGGUGGUAAAAAUUACAUCUGGAAUACCUCAAACUGAGAGAAUGCAGAAGAGGGCUGAACGAUUCAAUGUACCUGUAAGCUUGGAGAGUAAGAAGGCUGCGCGGGCAGCUAGGUUUGGGAUUUCUUCUGUUCCAACAAAAGGUCUGCCAUCUGAUACCAAGCCUAUGGUUAACCUGGAUAAACUAAAGGAAAGAGCACAGAGAUUUGGUUUGAAUGUCUCUUCUAUUUCUAGAAAGUCUGAGGAUGAUGAGAAGCUGAAAAAGAGGAAGGAGAGAUUUGGGAUUGUGACAAGUUCAGCAGGAGCUGGAGCUACAGAGGAUACAGAGGCAAAGAAAAGGAAAAGAGCAGAGCGUUUUGGGAUUGCAUAAUGAAAAGUUCAUGCUUUCUGCCUCAUAGUGGUUUCCAUUUCUCAAAUUCUUCAUGGUUUUUAUACACACACGUAUGUCAUGUGCCUCACAGUGAGGAAUCGUGUACUUUAGGUGUGCAUCAUUGGAUUCCAGCAGCAGUUUGAUGUAACUGCUACUCUGCAUUUAAGUUGUUAUAUUUUUGUUUUUAAUUAUUUUGCCUAUUAAUAAAAAAAGAAAGAAAAGAGAA